AUGGAUUGGUGGAAGACAUUGAUAAUUGUUGGGGUCCUGGCAUCAUUUUGUCACCUUGCUCAUUCAGUAGAUCGGGGAAACUUCAAGACAUGCCAACAAAGUGGAUUCUGCAAGAGGCAGAGAGACAUUCCAGAACAUGAAAGUCCUUACUAUGUGGACCCCACCGCCUUGCAAAUCUCUCAAUCAUCAGUCAAAUUCCAACUUAACAGUCGAUCACCAAAGGCAGCACCUUUAGCUGUCAGUCUAUUUACACUAAUUGAUAAUACGGUUAGGGUUAAAAUUGACGAAGCAUCCCCACUUGAGAAACGAUAUGAGGUCCCCGUUGGAGAUGUGUUGACGUCUGAGCCCAAAGAGCAAAAUUUUAAAAUAAUUGGCCGAGACAGUGGCAAGAUGACUCUAUCAACGGCCAACAAUAAUAACAAGGUGAUCAUCUACUUUGAUCCCUUUCAAGUCAAUCUGCUGGUCGAUGAAAAAUUAGUGACAUCAAUAAAUAGCAGGGGAUUGUUGAAAGUUGAACAUCUGAGGAAGAGAAAGAUUAGUAGUAGUAGUACUGAAGCAGCUGAGAACAACAACAACAACAAUGAUAACGAAAAUAAGAAUGAUGAUGAUGAUGAUAAUGAUGAUGAAAACGAUGAUGAUGAUGAUGCUCCUGACAUGUGGGAGGAAACAUUCAAAACCCACACCGAUACCAAGCCUAAAGGACCAACAUCAGUGGGGUUGGACAUAUCGUUUCCUGGUUUCCAGCAUGUUUACGGCAUUCCAGAGCAUGCCGACUCAUUUGCCCUCAAGAGCUCCAAGAAUACAGACCCGUACAGGUUGUACAACCUGGACGUGUUUGAGUAUGAGCUGUACAAUCCAAUGGCUUUAUAUGGAAGUGUGCCAUUUAUGCUAGCUCACAACGCAUUGAACACAGUUGGUCUGUUUUGGUUGAAUGCUGCUGAAACAUGGAUUGAUGUCUACUCCAAUAUUGCCGACAAAAAUGUCUUCUCAAAGUUGGUGGAGUUCGUGAAGGGUGACCAGGAGAUCCCCCUGAUCGAUACCCACUGGUUCUCCGAAUCCGGAAUCAUUGACGUCUUCAUACUCCUCGGACCCCAGCCUAAUGACGUCUUCAGGCAGUACGCCAAACUGACCGGAACUACGUCACUUCCGCCGUUAUUUGCAUUAGCAUACCAUCAGUCGAGAUGGAAUUAUAACGAUGAACAGGAUGUCUUCAACGUCAAUGAUGGAUUUGACGAGAAUGACAUACCAUUGGAUGUUAUCUGGUUGGAUAUUGAACACACAGUUGGAAAAAAAUACUUUACAUGGGACUCUGACAAAUUCCCUAACUCGGUCGGAAUGUUGGACAGACUGGCCGCCAGGGGCCGCAAGAUGGUGACCAUAGUGGACCCCCACACCAAACGCGAGGAUGGUUAUUUCCUAUACUCGGACGGGAAGGCGAACUCGUACUUUACCAAAGACAGGCAGGGCAAUGAUUUUGAAGGGUGGUGCUGGCCAGGAUCAUCCAGCUGGCUGGAUUUCACCAGGGAAGAUGUGAGGAGGUUCUGGUCAUCUAUGUUUUCGUAUGAUAAUUAUAAGGGUUCCACAAAGGACCUCUUCAUAUGGAAUGACAUGAACGAACCAUCUGUCUUCAACGGCCCUGAGAUAACAAUGCCCAAAGAUCUGCUGCACAACGAUGGCUGGGAGCAUAGGGACAUCCAUAAUAUAUAUGGAUUAUAUGUCCAUCGAGCGACGUAUGAAGGUCUGUUGGAGAGAUCGGAGAAUCACGAUCGACCAUUCGUUCUGUCCAGGGCAUUCUUCGCCGGGUCACAGAGAUACGGUGCCGUCUGGACGGGCGACAACACAGGGGAAUGGGAGCACCUGAAAGUAACCAUCCCCAUGCUACUUUCACUGAGCGUGACGGGCAUCACAUUCUCAGGAGCCGAUGUUGGCGGGUUUUUCAAGAGCCCGGAUGCAGAAUUACUCACCAGGUGGUAUCAGGCUGCCGCUUUUCAGCCCUUUUUUAGGGCCCACGCCCACUUGGACACCAAGAGACGAGAGCCCUGGUUGCUACCCCGCGAGAAUAUGCUCGCUAUUCGUCAGGCCAUCAGGAUUAGAUACAUGCUUCUCCCUUACUGGUACACCCAGUUUUUCAACUCUGAGAAAGAUGGCGCUCCAGUUAUGAGGCCAUUGUGGGUGGAAUAUCCGUCUGAUGUCAAGACGUUUGGUCUUGAUGAUCAGCAUAUGAUUGGACCAGCCAUCCUGAUCAAGCCAGUUGUGGACCAGGGCAGUGUGGGGAUAAACGUCUACUUGCCAGGAGGGGCACACGAACUCUGGUACGAGUUCGAUUCCUACGCUGCCUACCACGGCGGCCAGGACCUCUACGUCCCUGUACAUCUGCAGAAGAUUCCCGCCUUUUUACGCGGUGGCCAUAUUGUUCCGGUUAGAGAAAGAGUCAGGCGAUCCAGCGUGCUAUCCGCGCACGAUCCCUACACUAUUGUCGCCACUUUGGACGCCAGAAUGUCGGCUACAGGCGACCUCUACCACGACGACUUCCACUCGAAUGAGUACAAAAACGGCAAGUUCGUACACAGGCGGUUCACUCUGGAGAACAUGUCUACCUUCACCAGCGUUGAUUUGAACAAAGGAAGCGGCCGUAGUAUGAUCACCGACGCCUGGAUCGAGAAGAUACUGAUACUCGGAGUCAAGCAGAACCCUUCCAGGGUGACCUUGACCUCUCAAGGUCAGCAUCCGGUCAAUCUCGUGACGUCGUAUUCGAGCCAGCUGAAGGUGCUAACGAUUAGGAAGCCGGCUGUUAAUAUAAAUGCGGAUUUUAAGAUUCUCUUUCAUUGA
This is a messenger RNA of Helobdella robusta, 2829 nucleotides long. RefSeq lists its product as hypothetical. The record is from RefSeq and is a predicted model, not a curated record. The coding region runs from base 1 to 2829 and encodes 942 amino acids. NCBI's taxonomy places the organism in Eukaryota, Metazoa, Annelida, Clitellata, Rhynchobdellida, Glossiphoniidae. Gene Ontology annotation, molecular function: carbohydrate binding; alpha-glucosidase activity. Gene Ontology annotation, biological process: carbohydrate metabolic process; N-glycan processing. The transcript has 18 exons.